Rosa rugosa (rugosa rose) is the source of this 1264-nucleotide messenger RNA. Its product is annotated as pentatricopeptide repeat-containing protein At4g35850, mitochondrial-like. Lineage: Eukaryota; Viridiplantae; Streptophyta; Magnoliopsida; Rosales; Rosaceae. Gene Ontology annotation, cellular component: mitochondrion. The transcript is spliced from 8 exons. The record is from RefSeq and is a predicted model, not a curated record. The coding region runs from base 601 to 1041 and encodes 146 amino acids.
CCCAAACGGUGCGUUUUAUCCAUUCUGCAAAGCAGAAAUGAAACAAAACGAAGCUUUGGGAUUCUGAGAUUUUAGGGGGAAAACUCUCGCUCAGAUUCCGAUCAAUUUCCAGUGCUUCUCACCGGUCACCACUGCUGCUUCGAGCCCUCGGCCGGCGACACCUGGCUUCUCCUCCGGCUGCGGCUCAGACGGAGGAAUACAAAAGGAGAAACUACGCCAACAAUGUCACGGAGUACAACGGCGUCGUUAACUCCAUCACUGCGCAGAGAAGGUUCUCUUUUCUCCUGAGGGACGUCGACGACGACAUGACCGAGACACCUUCCACUCGCUCAUUUUGGGGUCCAUGAAAGGGGCUCGGUUGCAGGACGCGUUCUACUUCUCGGAGCAGAUGAAAUCCAUGGGUUUGGUUCCUGAUGUAGGCUUGCUUGCAUCUCAGUUUUGGCUGAAUUCCGAUUUUCUGUGAAUUGCAUUUAUGUGUGUGAUCAAUUCGUACAACAUGUUGAUUUCGGUGUGUGGGAAGUGCAAGAAUUCGGAGCAGGCGAUUCAGAUUUUGGAGGAAAUGAAGCCGAUGGUGCAAACCUACAUGUGUCUCCUCAAUGCAUGUGCAGCUGCUGGCCGUCUGGAUCAAGUGGAAUGAAUGUUGAAAUUAACAAUGCGAUCUGCAUCUGCUGGUAUGCAAUUGUCCGCGACAUGACUGCUGCUGGUCUUGGGUUAAAUAAGUUUUGCUAUGCGGGACUUAUAACUGCACUUAGGAACAAGACACCCUUACCAGAUGAUUAUGCUGCCAAAAUUAUAGAGUUUGUGGAGCGGUCAAAAGAGUGGUCAUCGGUUGAAGCUUCAAGUGAAACCGCUCAAAAUGUGAUGGAAGCUCUUUUGGACAUGCUAAAAAAGGAUGGGAAAUUUCCAGAUACCUAUAUUGUGAUUCAAACUAUGAGGGAUAUUAAUCGUGGUGUGCAAACACUUGAAGAAUAUUUGAAGUCAGGGAGGCCUCCUGUACCAGAACUCUACACAGUGAGUUUUGCAACAAAGACAUUAUCUUGAGUCAACAUUUUGUUUCUUUAUAUACAUUGUUCCAUUGGUCUUGACUCUUAGACAAGCAUCGAAGGUUAGAAAUAAUGUGCUCAGAUACUUGCGGAGGGCGCCAUGAUUGGAUAUACACCCAAGGGAAUGCAAAUCGCCCAAAAGGCAUUGGAAGAUAUGAAUUCCAGGAACUUCUACUUGCUCCCAAGACAAGGGACUGAUCUUCUCCUUGCAGCUGCCGGUG